Messenger RNA from Pygocentrus nattereri (red-bellied piranha), 1801 nucleotides. RefSeq names its product DnaJ heat shock protein family (Hsp40) member A2b (gene dnaja2b). The record is from RefSeq and is a predicted model, not a curated record. The transcript is spliced from 9 exons. Gene Ontology annotation, molecular function: Hsp70 protein binding; ATP binding. The coding region runs from base 55 to 1296 and encodes 413 amino acids. Gene Ontology annotation, cellular component: cytosol; cytoplasm. Lineage: Eukaryota; Metazoa; Chordata; Actinopteri; Characiformes; Serrasalmidae. Gene Ontology annotation, biological process: protein refolding; response to heat.
UAACAGAAACUCGGCCCUCCGCUCUAGCGCUCCUUCCUCUGCUGCUCCGGUGCCAUGGCGAACGUCGCGGAUACUAAAUUAUAUGACAUCCUCGGCGUGUCUCCUUCGGCCACGGAGAAUGAGCUCAAGAAGGCUUAUCGAAAGUUGGCAAAAGAAUACCACCCUGAUAAGAAUCCCAAUGCAGGAGACAAGUUUAAGGAAAUCAGUUUUGCAUAUGAAGUGCUAACUAAUCCAGAGAAGAAGGAGUUGUAUGAUCGCUAUGGAGAGCAGGGCUUGCGUGAGGGUGGCGGUGGUGGAGCUGGGAUGGAGGACAUCUUCUCACAUAUCUUUGGUGGAGGUCUGUUUGGCUUCAUGGGCGGUCAGAGCAGCAGAAGCCGAAAUGGGGGCCGGCGGAGGGGAGAAGAUAUGGUGCAUCCACUGAAGGUGACCUUAGAAGAUCUUUACAAUGGGAAAACUACCAAACUACAGCUAAGCAAGAAUGUCCUCUGUAGUGCAUGCAAUGGUCAGGGCGGUAAGACUGGGGCUGUGCAGAAGUGUACCACAUGCAGAGGGAGGGGCAUGCGGAUCAUGAUUAGACAGCUGGCUCCUGGCAUGGUCCAACAAAUGCAGACAGUGUGUAGUGACUGCAAUGGAGAAGGAGAAGUGAUCAGUGAGAGGGACCGCUGCAAACAAUGUGAAGGCCGCAAGGUGUGUAAGGAGCUGAAAGUUUUGGAGGUUCAUGUGGAUAAGGGCAUGAAACAUGGCCAGAAGAUCACAUUUAGUGGAGAAGCAGACCAGUCACCUAACACUGAGCCUGGAGAUAUUAUACUAGUUCUGCAGGAAAAAGAACAUGAGGAGUUCCGCCGCGAUGGUAAUGAUCUGCACAUGUGCCAGACUAUCGGCCUGGUGGAGGCCCUCUGCGGUUUCCAGCUCACUCUCACACACCUUGACGGCAGACAUCUCCUCAUUAAGUACCCUGCUGGCAAAGUCAUAGAGCCAGGUUCUAUUAGAGUUGUCCGUGGUGAGGGAAUGCCCCAGUACAGAAACCCGUUCGAGAAAGGAGAUCUGUAUAUCAAGUUUGAUGUGCGCUUUCCUGAUAAUGGCUGGAUCAGCACAGAGAAACUAACGGAGUUGGAAGAUCUGUUACCAUCACGUGCAGAGGUUCCUGUAAUCUCAGCUGAUACAGAAGAAGUUGACCUGAAGGAGUUUGAUAUAAGUCAAGGGUCGUCUGGAGGUCACCGGCGUGAGGCCUAUAAUGACAGCUCAGAUGAGGAAGGUGGUCCACAUGGGCCGGGGGUGCAGUGCGCUCACCAGUAAAGUCCUACAAACCUUCAUAGUGUUUCUCCUGGGGAAAACUCUUGAUUGCGUUUCAGUUGAACAAACUCUUUAACCCCCAAAUCAUUGAUCGCACAGUGUAGUGAACACAACCCAUUCACAUCCGCUAAAACUGGACGUUAUACUAGAAAUAAAAUGUUGCAGGCAGCACACAUGCACUAAUUUUAAAUUGAUGACAGAAAGAAGAGAAUAGAGCAAAAAAGAGGAUCUUUUUAUUUCAUUACAAGUUACAUUGUCAUUGUAGACUUUUACAUACUGUAUACUUGCUCACUUGAAUAUUUAAACUUGAAAUGGGGGGAGAACUGACUUUGUGUAUAGGGUUUAAGUUAUGAUUGCCAUACAUACACAAAACACGCACAGACAUGUACACACGCACACAUACAGAUUUGUGAAGAAGAGACUGCAUUGUGUCGGAAUGGAGUUGAGGCAGUGAUGUUAGCGCUGUGGAAGUGUCUUGAAGUUCAAUAAAAUGUUCAAAUGUGUCUAA